Exophiala mesophila is the source of this 3945-nucleotide messenger RNA. RefSeq lists its product as uncharacterized. Gene Ontology annotation, molecular function: ATP binding; nucleosome binding; ATP-dependent chromatin remodeler activity. NCBI's taxonomy places the organism in Eukaryota, Fungi, Ascomycota, Eurotiomycetes, Chaetothyriales, Herpotrichiellaceae. The transcript has 2 exons. Gene Ontology annotation, cellular component: nucleus; chromatin. Bases 185 to 3553 code for a protein of 1122 amino acids. The record is from RefSeq and is a predicted model, not a curated record. Gene Ontology annotation, biological process: nucleosome organization; regulation of transcription by RNA polymerase II.
AGUCUGUCGACUUCUGAUUGAGUAUUCCAACGCCGCCCGUCAUCUUCAGGUCUGCACGCGUCGACGACAUCGCCUCAUUACUGGACAUUUUUCCUUUGGUCAUCUGCACACCAUCUCAACCAACGCGUCGCGGCUCUGAGAGAACUAUUCUGAUUAACGGCCGUGUAGGCCUUGAUUGCCCUUCAUGGCCCCUUCCAAGUUACGAGACCCCGACUCCGAAACCUCCUCCAUUGCCGAUGUCUCCAUGCAGGACGUCCACCCUGCGGUGAACCCGCGAAGACCUUCCUUUGGUCACCUCAACCGCUACGUGGACGAAACUCCAGAUUAUACUGAUUCCGAUACAAACCCCAACACCACAGCGAGCAGCGUUGCUGGCGACACUUCACAUCUCGAUGGUCGAAAGAAGAGAUCCGAGGCAUUGCAGUUGCGCAAGAGCCUUCUGGGCAAGAAACACGGACAGCUGGACGAGUCUAAAGAGGAUGACACGAUCCGGAGAUUCAAAUACCUGUUGGGCCUAACGGACCUUUUCCGACAUUUCAUCGAAACCAACCCCAAUCCUAAAAUAAGAGAGGUUGUGGUCGAAAUCGAUCGACAGAAUGCUGAGGAGGCGGCGCGCUUUAAGAAGGGAGUGUCCCGGAAAGGUGGCGCUACUGGCAAUAAGAGAAAGACCGAGCAAGAAGAGGACGCAGAACUGCUACGUGAUGAGAAACGUGGCGGAGCCUCUCAAACCAUCUUUCGUGAAUCCCCAUCAUACAUUCAAGGAGGCGAGAUGCGUGACUAUCAAGUCGCUGGCCUGAAUUGGUUGAUUUCCCUCCAUGAAAACGGUAUCUCAGGAAUUCUCGCAGAUGAGAUGGGUUUGGGCAAGACCUUGCAGACAAUUUCCUUCCUCGGGUACCUUCGACACGUCUGUGAUAUUACCGGGCCUCAUCUCAUUGCUGUUCCCAAAUCAACCUUGGACAAUUGGGCCCGCGAAUUCAAGAAGUGGACUCCAGAGGUCGAUGUGCUGGUUUUGCAGGGAGCCAAAGAUGACCGACACGCUUUGAUCAAUGAACGAUUAAUCGACGAAAAGUUCGAUGUUUGCAUUACAUCGUAUGAGAUGAUUUUAAGAGAAAAGUCUCAUUUGAAGAAGUUUGCUUGGGAAUACAUCAUUGUUGAUGAGGCCCAUCGAAUCAAGAACGAGGAGUCCUCCCUUGCACAGAUCAUCCGCAUGUUUAACUCACGCAACAGACUGUUGAUCACGGGAACUCCACUGCAGAACAAUCUACACGAACUAUGGGCACUUCUCAACUUCUUGCUCCCUGACGUCUUUGGAGACUCUGAGGCAUUCGAUGCUUGGUUUUCCGGCCAGAAUGAGGAUCAAGAUACCGUGGUCCAACAGCUGCACCGAGUUCUGAGACCCUUCUUACUUCGUCGAGUCAAAGCUGACGUCGAAAAGAGCCUCCUACCCAAAAAAGAGCUCAAUCUUUAUGUCGGAAUGUCAGAAAUGCAGGUCAAAUGGUAUCAGAAAAUCCUCGAGAAAGAUAUCGACGCAGUUAAUGGUGCUGGUGGUAAGCGCGAAUCCAAGACCCGACUACUCAACAUUGUGAUGCAGCUGAGGAAAUGUUGCAAUCACCCUUAUCUCUUCGAGGGCGCCGAGCCAGGCCCGCCAUACACUACCGAUGAGCAUCUGAUCACGACUUCGGGUAAAAUGAUCAUUCUCGACAAGAUUCUCACGAGAAUGAAGGAAGAAGGCAGUCGUGUCCUCAUCUUUUCUCAGAUGAGCAGAGUCCUCGACAUUCUCGAGGACUACUGCGUGUUCAGAGGUCACAAGUAUUGUCGUAUCGAUGGUGGUACCGCUCACGAAGACCGUAUCGCGGCCAUUGACGAUUACAACAAACCUGGUUCGGAGAAAUUCGUCUUUCUCCUCACCACUCGGGCUGGUGGCCUUGGUAUUAAUCUGACUAGUGCCGACAUUGUGGUAUUGUAUGACAGUGAUUGGAAUCCACAAGCAGAUCUGCAAGCAAUGGAUCGUGCACAUCGAAUCGGCCAGACAAAGCAAGUCAAAGUCUUCCGCUUUGUGACUGAAGACGCCAUCGAAGAGAAAGUCUUGGAGAGAGCCGCCCAGAAGUUGAGAUUGGAUCAACUAGUCAUUCAACAGGGCCGAGCACAAAUGCAAACCAAGCAAGCAGCCAACAAGGACGAGUUACUGAACAUGAUCCAGCAUGGUGCAGAAAAGGUUUUUGAGACCAAAGGUUCCACGGGAGCUCUCGACGACAUCGAUGAGAUUCUUCGACGCGGAGAAGAACGAACCGCUGAAAUGAGUGCCAAGUACGAAAAGUUGGGCAUCGACGACCUUCAGAAGUUUUCGUCCGAAAAUGCAUAUGAGUGGAAUGGAACCGAUUUUACCUCGAAGCACAAGAAGGAUAUUGGCGUUUCGUGGAUUAAUCCAGCCAAACGAGAGAGAAAGGAGCAAUUCUACUCAAUCGACAAAUACUACAAACAGGCCUUGUCGAGCGGUGGACGGCCUGCCGAGACCAAACCCAAGGUCCCACGUGCGCCGAAACAGGUCAAUGUACACGAUUGGCAAUUUUUCCCUCCCGGUUUGCAAGAAUUGCAGGACAAGGAAACGGCGUGGUAUCACAAAGAGAUCGGGUACAAGGCUCCGCUCAGCGAAGGCACAGAAGAGGACCAAAGCGACCGUGAAGCAGAUCAGAGACUUGCCCAGGACGAGAUUGACAAUGCUGAGCCCCUAACCGAGGAAGAAAAACAACAAAAGGCCGAAAUGCAGGAACACGGGUUUGGAAACUGGAACCGUCGAGACUUUCAACAAUUUGUGAAUGGAUCAGCCAAGUUUGGCCGAACCAAUUACGAAGGCAUUGCAACAGAGGUUGACAGUAAAGAGCCCGAUGAGAUCGAAGAGUACGCCAAGGUGUUUUGGACGCGCUACACUGAGAUUGCAGACUUUGACAAGCACAUUAAAGCGAUCGAGGCUGGCGAAGAGAAACUUCGAAAAGUGAACUUGCAGCGCAAGAUGCUCCGCAAGAAGAUUGAGAUGUAUAGAGUUCCACUACAACAACUCAAGGUCAACUAUACUGUUUCGACCACCAACAAGAAGGUUUACACCGAGGAAGAAGAUCGAUUCUUACUGGUGAUGCUGGACAAGUAUGGCAUUGAUGAAGAAGGGCUCUAUGAAAAUAUCAGAGAUGAGGUACGGGAUUCGCCGUUGUUCCGUUUCGAUUGGUUUUUCCUCAGCCGCACCCCGGUCGAGCUCGGAAGAAGGUGCACCACACUCCUCAAUACGGUGUCGAGGGAAUUUGGAGAGCCCGAUGAAAAGCUCACCAAUGGUCAUGGAACGGGCAAGGGGAGAGGACGAGAUCGGGACGAGGAUGAGGACGAAGAGGUUGAGAGCGAGGUUGCUCCUGCAAAGAAGAAGGCCAAAAACGGGAUUGUGAAUAAACAAGUCAAAGCCGUCAAGUCGGGUCGUGGGUCCAAGAACACUUCACCAGCGACAUCACGAGCACAAAGCGUCUCAUCAACGACAGCCACAGGCAGAGCAAAAGGAAAAAAGAAGUGAAUGAUUAUAGAUGGCGUAUGGGGUUGAACGGUCUUUGAGGCCACGGCGGACUCCUCUAGCGAUCUCCGACAUAGGACCAUGUUGGGCGUUUGUUGUGAUUACGACACAUUCUGACGAAAGGUGGCGCAGGGGAAAUCUCCAUGAUGAUCCUCAAGUAUUGUUAAUGCCCCAAGGUUAAUAGACGUGGAUGGCAUUAAAAGGUUGGAGAGGUCGAUUGUGAGAACGAUGAGACACAGGAGUGAGAGUGUGAGACUGGGAACAUGUACAACAGCAACGGCCAAAAAUGAAGGACAAUGACAUGAGCAUGGACACUUCCAGUCAUGGCUAGUUUAGUAAUUGAAACAAUGCCCAAGCAUGGCUAUAAUCGAGUGUCUCCGAGUCCAAAGUAACCG